Molecule: messenger RNA, 768 nt
Organism: Ramularia collo-cygni
Lineage: Eukaryota; Fungi; Ascomycota; Dothideomycetes; Mycosphaerellales; Mycosphaerellaceae
Product: related to agmatinase
Exons: 1
Coding region: 1-768 (255 amino acids)
Molecular function (GO): agmatinase activity; metal ion binding
Source: RefSeq, a predicted model, not a curated record
AUGACCGAAGCAGUCACAGACUUGCUGGCCCGACAGCCGGCGUCUUCUGACAUCGAGUUUCCCCGACUGAUCGUCCUUGGGGGCGAUCAUCUGAUUUCGCUGCCCGUGUUACGGGCCAUACGGUCCAUCUACGGCUCCCCGAUCCGAGUGCUGCAUUUUGACUCACACCUAGACACCUUAAGCCCUGCCGUAUACCCCAGCACGCAGGCCUCCCCGCAGUCCCAUUACAACCACGGGACGGUAUUCUGGCACGCUGCAGCAGAGGGGCUCCUCGAUGACUCGGGAUCCGUGCACGUAGGAACAAACACCCGGCUUUCAGGCGACAACUGGUCUGAUUACGACGUCGACGACGCCGCAGGCUUUGUUCGCAUCCCGGCGACUGCUAUCGACGACCAGGGCUCCGCGGGCAUCAUCCGAACGAUCAAAGACCUUCUUCCCGAUGGUACCCGGAUCUACUUGAGCAUUGAUAUCGAUGUCUUAGACCCGGCAUUUGCCCCUGGCACUGGUGCACCCGAGCCAGGCGGGUGGAGUACUCGCGAGCUACUUAGUGUCUUGCGGGGAGUACUUCCAGGCCUCGAUGUCAUCGCUGCAGACGUUGUUGAGGUCGCACCCGCCUAUGAUAACCCCGGCGGUGACACUGCCUUUGCAGCUGCUGGACUUGUCUAUGAGGUCAUCUCCGCAAUGGUGGCAGGAAUCGUUACCAACACGACAAGGCCCACGUCCGGACCCCUGGACGGGCUUUCGGACACUUCGAGGGUUGAGCUUUGA